CGCGCUCGGGGGCGGGUCUACGGUGCGAGAGGACGCGCGCCCUGCGGCCCUGCCUCAAGUCGCCGCGCCACAGCUGCAGACACCCCCGCCACUCCCAGACUCUGGAGGGGAGGAUGGAGUCGGUGACCGUCGCUACCGACGGUGGGGACAGGUCAGGGGUCCCAGCAGGCUCAGGCCUGUCGGCUUCCCAGCGUCGGGCCGAACUGCGGCGGAGAAAGCUCCUGAUGAACUCGGAACAGCGCAUCAACCGGAUCAUGGGCUUUCACAGGCCCGCGGGCGGCGCGGAAGAAGAAAGUCAAACGAAGUCAAAGCAGCAGGACAGUGAUAAACUGAACUCCCUCAGCGUCCCUUCAGUUUCAAAGCGAGUAGUGCUGGGUGAUUCGGUCAGUACAGGAACGACUGACCAGCAGGGUGCUGUGGCUGAGGUAAAGGGGACCCAAGUGGGAGACAAAUUGGACUCUUUCAUUAAACCACCCGAGUGCAGCAAUGAUGUCAACCUUGAGCUCCGGCAGCAGAACAGAGGGGACCUCACCGCAGACACCGUCCAGAGGGGUUCUCGCCAUGGCCUGGAACAGUACCUUUCCAGAUUUGAAGAAGCAAUGAAGCUAAGGAAACAGCUGAUUAGUGAAAAACCCAGUCAAGAGGAUGGAAGUACAACAGAAGAGUUUGAUUCUUUUCGAAUAUUUAGAUUGGUGGGAUGUGCUCUUCUUGCUCUUGGAGUCAGAGCUUUUGUUUGCAAAUACUUGUCCAUAUUUGCUCCAUUUCUUACUUUACAACUUGCAUACAUGGGACUAUACAAAUAUUUUCCUAAGGGUGAAAAGAAGAUAAAGACAACUGUACUAACAGCUGCACUUCUGUUAUCUGGAAUUCCUGCUGAAGUAAUAAAUCGAUCAAUGGAUACUUAUAGCAAAAUGGGUGAAGUCUUCACAGAUCUCUGUGUCUACUUUUUCACUUUUAUCUUUUGUCAUGAACUGCUUGAUUAUUGGGGCUCUGAAGUACCUUGAAGCCUGCACAACUUGGAAGAAGAAGCUUACAAAAGAAAAAAUUUUUUUUCUAUAUUGCGAUGUCUCUAAAGGAGGCAGAUCGGUUUACACCUUUAUGUAAUUCUUUUUCGUUAUAGGGCUUGUUAAACCACUUUAUUAGGAAUGGAAUGGCAGGUCCCCUGUUUUGAAAGGGUUGCAUUUGUAUUAGUACUAAUAUGAAGAAUAGGGUACCAAUGUCAUUAAUUUUGAUUUUUCUUGUUUAAUUGGAAUCCCUAUUCUAUACUUUUCCUCUGACUUCUUAGAGUUGUAAUUCUUUUGGAGGCUAAGCUAGUGCUUUAGGGAGAGCAGAUAAACAUGAUCUCAGCCAGCCCUAAGGACUGCCGCUUGUAUUUGUGUCAUUCUGUCCUGAGAAACAAAGUCAUCUUAAAAAUAAAAUGAAAGAAACUGAAUUGUCUAAUGUUAAGUCUGCACACUGUAACUUUUCAUGUUGAAUUAGUAUCUUAAUUUUUACUCCAGCAAAAAAAUAUUUAAUGGAAGAAAUGAUUAAGAUUCAUACAUGUGAGAUUAGAAGGUAUUUAUAAAAUUCUGUAUACCAAACUCAGAAUUGGAAAUUUUCAAUUUGUGCUUUCAAUUUUAAGAAGUAUGUUUUUUAAAGCGAACAAGAACAAAAUGAUUAGAUUAAAAAAUGGGAUGUAAAGAAUUGAGGCAUACAUAACCCAAUAGCAUAAAUAUCCUUUUAACUAAUUUGGUAACAGUAUCAUAUUUGGAAGGUUUGUCUUCAAAGAGUAUAAAAUUUAAGUGGUAUAUUGCUUGGUGUUAUAUUUCCUUACAGAUUUUUUAUGGUCUAUUUGCUUAAUCCAUGUGAUAUUAAAAACAUAAACUUUUUUUUAUUA
This is a messenger RNA of Lemur catta (Ring-tailed lemur), 1876 nucleotides long. It is a transcript of the gene CAMLG, whose product is annotated as calcium modulating ligand. Gene Ontology annotation, biological process: tail-anchored membrane protein insertion into ER membrane. The record is from RefSeq and is a predicted model, not a curated record. The coding region runs from base 114 to 1004 and encodes 296 amino acids. The transcript is spliced from 4 exons. Gene Ontology annotation, cellular component: GET complex. Lineage: Eukaryota; Metazoa; Chordata; Mammalia; Primates; Lemuridae.